Messenger RNA from Sphaeroforma arctica JP610, 482 nucleotides. RefSeq lists its product as hypothetical. The record is from RefSeq and is a predicted model, not a curated record. The transcript has a single exon. The annotation marks the transcript as partial. NCBI's taxonomy places the organism in Eukaryota, Ichthyosporea, Ichthyophonida.
GUGAUAUCACGAAUGAAGAUUAUGAAUCAAUGGCUAAUGAAUGUAGUUCUUUCAACAGUACAAAGCAGUUAUUAUGCUGCGCACAAUUUUCAAAAAUAUCGCGAUCAGCCGUACGAGACAGCGUUUAUCCCGAUGAUUGGUGUGUGCGAAUGCCUUGUCGGAUGCAUGCCCAUCGUACCAAUCCAAUACAGCAGUCGCUUUCCAUUAAAGCGUGGGAUGGAAAGGCAAGGAGAGUAUGCGAUUUUAGACCUUCCAAUUACACUGGAAUAUUAAGCAAAACAAUACAUUGUUGCGCAUUACUAAAGAGUGGGAAGGCCGGCCUAAAUAUAAAGGCUGCCCCUUUUAAGAGCAACUCCUCUGAUACACUCGUACACGACAGGGCUGGUACUCGGAUGCGGGGUCACCGGCUCUCUAGUACUGAGUAUCACACACGCUGACUAGAGCUCGCCCUAUACACAAGUUUGAUAUUCCGUCCCGGUUCC